Molecule: messenger RNA, 609 nt
Organism: Thlaspi arvense
Lineage: Eukaryota; Viridiplantae; Streptophyta; Magnoliopsida; Brassicales; Brassicaceae
Source: the annotation of a GenBank genome assembly
CGGUUAGCAACACUUAGAUUCUCUCUUGUGCAGGCAUUAAGUAUGUUCAAUUUCUAUGGCAGGGGACGUGUACAAUGGGAUGAAGCUAAUAUAGUGGAAAUUGAAUCCAACAAACCUGUAAGGCAGAAGAUUACCGAACCAAAGACACCGUAUCACCCUAUGAUUGAUGAUGAUGGUUCUCUGUCUCCUAGAGGAAGAUCGUUUGACAACUGUGUUGAUGAAAUGCAUCGCGCUGAAGAGCUAAGGAAUUUUCUAAAUGAUGUGGCUUCGUCCAGUAAAAACACCAGCCAGAGAUCCGAUUCUGGAGGCUGGAGCUCGUCAGAGGAUGAUGACGCAGAUCCAAUGGAUGAAAAUGAAGAAGAUUCUGGGAGCGAGAAAAACGCAAGCUUCAAGGAACAUAGACGGGCACACUAUGACGAGUUUCGAAUGGUAAAGGAGAUGAGAACCUCUGGGUCUUUCUAUGGUGAAGAUGCAGAAGUGGAUGAUGGCACCAAAUCGGGUAAACCCAAGGCAGCAGUCUCACAAAAAGCUCCACGUGUUAAAGGCUUGGAUCAAGAAACAACUGAUGCUUCUGCGGAUGCUAUAUCUUCGGGAAAGUCAUCUAGUUGA